ACACAAAACUGUAGCGAACGCAACGAGUUAUCAUUCAUCGGGUCUAUACAAAACCGUCUGACAAGAAAUAACGGGUAUCUCACCGGGAUUAAGAUUUUUCUUUCCCUCUCUUUGCUUCCUCACCUGCCAUAAUCGCCAAGAAGAAACUUGUACAACCACAGCUAAAAACAAAAGACAGUGGAAAAGAAAUGAUUCUGAGUAAUCUUUCAAGAUUCCAUUACCUAUCAAUCAUAACCCACUCAAAAACACCAUCACCAUCUCCUUCUGCACUCCAAACUCUCACUCUCUUUUCAAGACUCAAUCUUCCCACAAUAAUUAAAAGACCCAAAUCAACUCUUUCCCCUGCGGAACCCAUUCCCAUCUCUCAUCUAUCAUCCCAAGAAAAUAAUACCCAACUCCCACUUUCGCUUGACAAGCUCUUUGUGCCUCCGGAAACUGAGGUUUUGUUUACUGAUGAUGCUGCUCUGAGCACUAGAAUCUUGAAAGGCUCUAACAUUGUGUUGAGUAAGUACGCGAGGGAUGCUCAGAUUGGGCAAGCUGAGUUUGUGAAGAGUAGUGUCAGCACUGAGGAUUGUCCUAAUGAUGGUUUGCCCGAGUUUGCACUUGUUGGCAGGUCUAAUGUUGGCAAAUCUUCUCUUCUUAAUUCUCUAGUUAGAAGAAAAAAGCUUGCUCUUACCUCUAAGAAACCUGGGAAGACGCAAUGCAUUAACCAUUUUCGGGUCAAUGAUAGCUGGUACUUGGUGGAUUUGCCUGGAUAUGGGUACGCUGCUGCACCCCAGGAGCUUCGGACAGAUUGGAACAAGUUCACUAAAGACUAUUUUCUCAACCGUUCCACCUUGGUCUCAGUUUUCCUUCUCAUAGAUGCUAGUAUUCCUGCCAAGAAAAUUGAUCUCGAGUAUGCCAGUUGGCUGGGUCAGAAUCAGAUACCGAUGACUUUGAUCUUCACCAAAUGUGACAAGCGCAAGAAGAAAAAGAAUGGAGGGAAAAGACCUGAUGAGAACGUGAAUGAUUUUCAAGAGUUGAUACGGAGCUUCUUCAAGACGGCACCCCCUUGGAUUAUGACCAGCAGCACUACUAAUCAAGGCCGUGAUGAGAUGCUACUGCACAUGGCUCAGCUGCGGAACUACUGGCUCAAACACUGAGAUAAAAGAUAAUGCAGAAUCAAGAUUAUUCUAUAUAUCCUGGUACAUCUUAUAUUUGAAACCUUCCCUGUUAUAUUAUCUUACUCGCAGACCCUUUUCUCAUUGAGUUUGCCUUUAGAGUUUCUGCCAGUCCCUUAAAUCUUAAUCUGGAAACCAUAUAGGAAUUAUAAUCGUUGGUCCAAAACUUUCCAGGAGCUUAUGAGAUUGGCAGAACAUGUUUUCGUUUUCCCAUUGGAACUCAACUAGUUCAAUUCCAUUAUCUUGGAAAAGAAAAAAAUGGAAAGGGUAUAUAAUGUUUUUUAUUGGAAAGCUAAUCAGUGUCUUAACUUGCUCGAGGCAUAACAGAUGCGUCAAGAAAAUGGAAGAACACCCAUUCUGGAAAGCAGAACCGAAAUGGUGAACAAAUUGAACUUCGAGUGGCAGCCUGCAUAACUUCCACCUACUAGAUCCUUCUUGAGUAUUGAAGAUGCAGCUGCUGAACUGGUUGCAAGUUUUGUUUGUGGCUUUAGAGAAUACAAUGUAAAUCUCUUGCUGGUGUAAUCGAAUGCCUCCUUGCUCUUGUUUUA
Molecule: messenger RNA, 1708 nt
Organism: Ricinus communis (castor bean)
Lineage: Eukaryota; Viridiplantae; Streptophyta; Magnoliopsida; Malpighiales; Euphorbiaceae
Product: GTP-binding protein At2g22870
Exons: 4
Coding region: 189-1142 (317 amino acids)
Molecular function (GO): GTP binding
Source: RefSeq, a predicted model, not a curated record